Molecule: messenger RNA, 1324 nt
Organism: Ctenocephalides felis (cat flea)
Lineage: Eukaryota; Metazoa; Arthropoda; Insecta; Siphonaptera; Pulicidae
Product: angio-associated migratory cell protein-like
Exons: 8
Coding region: 143-1324 (393 amino acids)
Molecular function (GO): protein binding
Source: RefSeq, a predicted model, not a curated record
CAAAUAUAUUUUUGGACAUACAUAUAUUUAAUUGAAGUAUAAUAUUUUCAAGAUAAUAAAUGCUUUGGUAUUUUUUUUUCUAUAUUUAAAAUAUUAUAACCUAUAUCUUCAAUAUUCUACAAGUGAGUGAAAUAUCUCAAAGAUGGACAUGGACAAUAUUAGAGAUUCUCUUAGCUCUGAUGAUAUGGAUGAAAUGAAUCAGGAAGAGAUUAUUUAUCUUGGAGACGCUGAUGAAGUUUUGGAGGCUUUUGAAGACGAGAUAGAUUCGGCUGAAGACGAAGAUUUUGUUCCAUCAAGAGAUGAUGCAAUUAAAACUUUUACCCCUGAAGAACCCGACAAAUCUGUUUUUUGCAUCGCCGUGCAUCCUGAAGAUAAAAUGUGGGCAACCGGCACUGAAGCCGAUAAACUACAUAUAUGGAAUGCAAAUGGGAUUUUGCAGUGCUCGUUUGAUUUUGAAGAUUCUGUAGUAGUCGUACAAUUUAGUGCCGAUGGUACAUUACUAGCGGCUGCGGAUAUGGCUGGUAACAUAAAAGUUUAUAAUGUAACGAAAGAGCCUUAUACUUCGGUUUUUGACUACGCUGUCGGUGAUAUACAGUUUUUAAUAUGGCACAAACAAGCAAAUGUACUCUUUGCGGGUUCAAUAACUGGAGAUAUAUACGUAUUAAAAGUACCAAGUGGUGAUUGCAAGAUUCUAUUAGGGCAUGGAAGUAAAGUAAAUUGCGCUUCACUGAUGGCUGAUGGAACUCGUAUAGCGGCUGGAUAUGAUGAUGGGGUUGUUAAAAUUUGGGAUAUUAAAAAUACAUCAGUACAAAAACAAAUAAAUACUGAUUCGCAAAUUAUUACUAUUGAUACCCAUUUUGAAAAUAAUGUAAUAAUGAUCGGAACUGCGGAAGGCAAAAUGACCCUAAUAAAUGCUACUAACGGCAAAAUUCUCAAUGAUAUGAAAACGAAUCAGUCAGUUGAAUCAGUAGCAUUUUAUAAUAAUGCUGAAUUAAAUCUUUCGGCAAUAGGAUGCCUAGAUGGAUCAAUUGUUAUAUGGGAUGUAACCAGAAAUGCAAUCAGACAAACAUUAGAGUCACAAGCAGGCGUUGUCACCAUUAAAUGGUUAACUGGAGCAAAAAUUAUAUCAGCUCAUUUAGAUGGUUGCAUUAGAAUUUAUGAUGGAAGAUCGGGUGUUUUAGAAAAUCUGUUUAUGGGUCAUAGAAGGGCAAUAUUAGACUUGGCAGUCUCUAAAAAUCACAAAACAUUUGCAACCGCGUCUGAUGAUGGUACAGCGAAGUUAUUUGAUUUACAAAAUCCUCCUCCUGUCGAAAUGGAUUCUUGA